Symbiodinium natans is the source of this 948-nucleotide messenger RNA. The record is from the annotation of a GenBank genome assembly. NCBI's taxonomy places the organism in Eukaryota, Dinophyceae, Suessiales, Symbiodiniaceae.
AUGUUUGUGGUCCUCGCCGAUGCCUUGAUCCUCCCUUUUCAGCUUGCUUUCAAGAAUGAAAAGCAGGAUGGCUUCGACGAGUUUUGGUUUUGGUGGACUACGAUUUUGUUUGGCCUCGACAUAAUUGCCAACUUCAAUACGGCGAUCCAAGUGGAUGACGAUGGCAGUCGGCCGGAUGCUUUGAUCCGUGACAGGACGGGGGCGCGUCUUGGUGCUCCGGCCCGAGGUUGGUUUGGCAUCGACUUCUUCAGCACGGUUCCAUGGCCCCGCUUAGUCUCGAUCUUCGCCGGAAGCGAAGAAGGAGGUGGUUCCACCCAGGCCGCCAAGCUGCUCAAGGUGGUGAAGUUUCUUCGCCUGAUGAGGUUGAUGCGCAUGCUUCGCAUGGCCAAGCUCCGAAAGCUGUGGGAGCGUGUUGAGGACGAGAUUGGCUCCGUGCUCCUGGUGCAGUCGAUGAUGCUGGUUCGCAUCCUCGUCAUUGUUGUUGCCAUUUGCCACUGGAGCGCGUGCAUCUUCUGGAUCGUUGGGAGUCCGGAAAGCCUCAUCACAGAUCUCAUGCCCAAUGAGAUGUACCAGGAGUUUGCGCAAGUACCUCACUGGACGACCAUCUACAGGACCCAUGGCCCGGAGCAAGAAGUUUGGCGUUGGGUCGACCGGCCGACGUCAGAGUCGUACAUUUUCUGCUUCUAUUGGACGUUGGGAGUUAUGAGGACCAUGCCGGCCGAGGUCACUCCAGUGAACUUGGCUGAGCGGGUCUUUGUCCUGCUGUUCAUGUUCUUUGCGCUUUCUGCCUUUGCAAUCUCGGUGGCUUCGCUCACGCAAGCAUACUUCAAGAUUUCAGAGCGCAGCCGGUCCUUCACUGACGAGCUCUUCGCCGUGCGGAUGCACAUGAAGAAGCUGAAGAUGGACCAGCAAUGCAGGCCCAUAGCGUUCAGGGUUCUGAAGCCUUGA